UGUUAUCUUAGGAAACUGGAUCAAUUUGAUGACUUAUCAUAUGCAUUGUAUUCCUGGUUAUUACUAUUCUUAAUAGGAGGAUAAGCGCAAUCUCAAUCAAUAUGAUAAUUUGGGUACCUGUUGAAUUGAUUACGGCUUCUGUCGGUUAGUGGAAGAUAAGUGGUUGUAGCUAUCAACGAUUUUUUGUUUGGAGCGUGGCGUGCCGCGUAAUGAACGAUGCUAUUUUUUAUAUGUAGAUGUGUUGGAAUAAGAAUAAAAAUUGGGGGGAGGUAGCGUAUGAGUUCUGUUCAAGAAUAUUGAUUGAUUCCCUAGGCACUGAUAUAAAUAAUGCAAGCAGGAGUUAGGAGGUGAGAAUUGAAGAAUUUGUUGUUGGUGUGGGGAGGAUUCUGUGGUUGGUGAGACUUAGCUACUACACAGUGCUCACUGCACUCCAUACACCAUUGCCAACAGGCGGAGUGAUGUGGGUGGGAUUUGAGGGCCAUUUCAUCAUCUGGGUGCCUGCUCCUUCUAAUCGAUUUUUAUUUGUUCUUCAAUCUCAGCCUCACAGUUUUCUGAGAAAAGGAAGAAUUAAUUUUUUGAGUUGGGGCUUUAGUCAGGGAGUGUAUCAGCGCUUGCGGAAUUAAUUAAUGAUGGCACCAGUCAAACAAGAGAAGCCUAAAAUGCAAUCUGAUAGAGCUCUGUUCUUCACCUUCAGUAAUUGUCAUUGGUGGCGGAUUUGGUGGGAUAGCAGCUGCUCGUGCCCUUCAUGAUGCCUCUUUCAAGGUUGUUAUGUUGGAGUCACGGGAUCGAAUUGGUGGACGUGCAUAUACAGAUUAUUCCUUUGGAUUUCCAGUUGACAUGGGUGCCUCAUGGCAAGCUUAGAUUAAUGCUUAUAUUCUUUAUGAAAGAAGUAUCUGUGUUAUAAAAUCUUCAAUAUCUAAUCCAUUGUGUUAGUCCUUUAUGCAGGUUACAUGGUGUAUGUAAGAAAAAUCCAUUGGCACCUGUGAUUGGCAAGUUGGGACUCCCAUUGUUUCGUACUAGUGGUGAUAAUUCUGUGUUAUAUGAUCAUGAUCUAGAGAGGCAUGUUCAGGACAUUUCUGUAACAUUUUAAUCAAUUUUUGUUUUUUGUGAGAAUUAGGUUACUUCUUUCUUCUUGAUAGUUUAGAGUGGGUGUCCGAAGCAUUUACAGCCACAAGUAGGUAGUUAGAAAUGUUACAGUUCAUAACUCCCACUGUCCACCUCAAGCACUUUGCAUCCAUAUUCUCACUCAUGCAAGUGAUAUAGAUAACAGUGUUGGUUUUUGUUUUUUCCUGUUUUAUGAAGAAAAAUCUGCAAAGGGACGAUCUUCAUGUUCCCAAGUGCCACUGUUUUAACAUCUAUGCGCUUUUUGAUAUGGAAGGGCAUCAAGUUCCACAAGAGUUGGUGACUGAAGUUGGAGAGGCAUUUGAAAGCGUUUUAGAAGAGACCAAAAAAAUACGAGAUGAAUAUCAAGAAGACAUGUCAGUGCGGAAGGCUUUUUCAAUUGUUUUGAAGAGACGUCCAGAUUUAAGACAACACGGGCUUGCAUACAAAGUAUUACAGUGGUAUUUGUGCAGAAUGGAGGGUUGGUUUGCUGCAGAUGUUGAUAACAUAUCCUUAAAAGGUUGGGAUCAGGAAGAACUUCUUGAAGGUGGACAUGGGCUGAUGGUGCAAGGUUAUCAUCCUGUUAUAGAGGCCCUUGCCAAAGGCCUUGACAUACGUCUCAAUCAUAGGGUUGUAAAGAUUACAUGGAGAUAUUCUGGUGUAAAAGUUUUCUUGGAAGAUGGAAGAACGCUUGUAGCUGAUGCAGCUGUUAUUGCAGUUCCUCUUGGUGUUCUAAAAGCAAGCACAAUAAAGUUUGAACCACGGCUGCCCGAGUGGAAAGAGGCAGCAAUUUCAGAUUUGGGAGUUGGAACUGAGAACAAGAUAGCCCUCUAUUUUGAGAGAGCUUUCUGGCCAAAAGUUGACUUUUUGGGAGUGGUUGCACCUACUUCUUAUGGCUGUAGCUACUUUUUGAAUUUGCAUAAAGCAACAGGUCAUCCUGUUCUCGUGUACAUGCCUGCAGGUAGGCUUGCUAAUGACAUUGAAAAAAUGUCUGAUGAGGCAGCCACUAAUUUUGCAGUGUCACAGCUAAAGAGAAUUCUGCCUCAUGCGUCAGAACCUAUACGAUCUCUUGUUUCACAUUGGGGAACUGAUCCAAACUCCUUUGGUUCUUAUAGUUAUGACGCUGUGGGUAAGCCUCAUGAUUUGUAUGAGCGUUUGCGCGUCCCCAUUGACAACCUCUUUUUUGCAGGGGAGGCUACUAGUAUAAGAUUUCCUGGUACAGUGCAUGGGGCGUUUUCUACAGGCAUUAUGGCUGCUGAAGACUGCAAAAGGCGUCUUAUGGAAAGAUACAGGGAUUUGGAGUUGUUUCAGCCCGUGAUGGGUGAGGAGCUCCCAACUGAACCCAUACCCAUGCGAAUAUCAAGGCUGUGAACUCUCAAUUUGCUUGGUAGUAUUAAAUAUAAAGCUGUCUGCAUUAUGUUUAAUGGAGACAAGACUUGAUUAUAAAGUGAUAAUUUUUACGGAAUGCAGGCAUAUGGUAUGUCAAGCACCUGCAUAUUUGUCUGUUUCUUAAGUUGGGCUAUCCAUAAUGUAAGACCCAAUUCGUAUUUCUGGAUAUUAACUCUAUAAAAAUGCAAUGCCUGCCUGCCUUAAUAAAACUCUUUGUAAAACUCUUUGCCGUCGUCUUGUUGAUGAGUGGCGUAUUGGUUUAAUAUGUCAUUCUGUCAAGAUUGUUUACAGGCAUAUAUUGGGCAUUGGAUGGGAUGAAAUAUAUUUCGCUUUGCUUUAUAAAAGAUAUUGUGAUGUUGUAAGUUA
Messenger RNA from Cryptomeria japonica (Japanese cedar), 2856 nucleotides. RefSeq names its product polyamine oxidase 2. Gene Ontology annotation, cellular component: peroxisome. The transcript has 9 exons. Lineage: Eukaryota; Viridiplantae; Streptophyta; Pinopsida; Cupressales; Cupressaceae. The coding region runs from base 1297 to 2472 and encodes 391 amino acids. Gene Ontology annotation, molecular function: polyamine oxidase activity. Gene Ontology annotation, biological process: polyamine catabolic process. The record is from RefSeq and is a predicted model, not a curated record.